Molecule: messenger RNA, 1083 nt
Organism: Solanum tuberosum (potato)
Lineage: Eukaryota; Viridiplantae; Streptophyta; Magnoliopsida; Solanales; Solanaceae
Product: phosphoribosylformylglycinamidine cyclo-ligase, chloroplastic/mitochondrial-like
Exons: 8
Coding region: 1-1083 (360 amino acids)
Biological process (GO): 'de novo' IMP biosynthetic process; adenine biosynthetic process
Cellular component (GO): cytosol
Molecular function (GO): phosphoribosylamine-glycine ligase activity; phosphoribosylformylglycinamidine cyclo-ligase activity
Source: RefSeq, a predicted model, not a curated record
AUGGCAACCGCAAAUUUGCAAUUAUAUAGAUGCACUGCUGCAUCCCCUGUUUAUGGUUUAAAACGAAGAUCGUUUUGUGUACCGAAGCUAUUGCCUUUAUGUAAAGAGAGAAGCAUUACUUCAAAGAAGCUAUUGCCUUUAUGCAAGGAGAGAAACAUUACUUGGGAUGCAUAUUUUGUGUCUGCCCCUACUUGUGAGGGGACAAAAUUUAAGUUGGCAGUUCAAAAUGGAAUUCAUGAUACCAUUGGGAGAGAUCUGGUUGCGAUCAGUGUUAAUGGCAUUGUCACUUCUGGAGCAAAACCUAUAUUUUUCCAUGAUUUUUUUGCAACCAAACACCUUAAACUUGACCUUGCAGACAAGGUCACACAAGGUAUUAAGUAUGGUUGCCAACAAUCUGACUGUCAUCAUCUAGAGUUCCAGAUGAGAGAGAUACCAAAUUUAUGUGAUAGAGACUGUGACCUCUGUGGUAUUGCUGUGGGCAUUAUGAAAAAGGAUUCAGUUAUUGACGGGAAAAGUAUCAACGCUGGAGACGUUCUUAUAGGUUUACCAUCUAAUGGAGUUCAUUCAUAUGGUUUUUCUCUUGUUACAAGCGUACUGGACGAAAGUGGUUUUUCUUUGAAAGACCAGCUUCCUGGUGAAUCUAUUACACUUGGUGAAGCUUUGAUUGCCCCAACUGCUAUAUAUGUUAAACAGGUUCUUGAUAUCAUUAGCAAAGGAGGGGUUAAAGGAAUAGCCCACAUUACAGGAGGCCUCUUCACUCACAAUGACAUCUUCAAUGACAAUAUCCCUCGAGUAUUUCCUAAAGGCGUUGGAGCCCUUAUUUACCAGGGAUCUUGGACAAUUCCUCCUGUUUUUAAAUGGAUUCAAGAGGCUGGAAGAAUAAAAGAUGCUGAGAUGAUGCAGACUUUCGAUAUGGGAAUUGGGAUGGUCCUUGUAGUAAGUCCAGAAGCAGCUGAUCGGAUACUUGGUGAAGUACACAAGACGAGCAUUGCAUACCGGAUUGGUGAGGUUGUAAAGGGCGAUGGAGUACGGUGGUCAUCAGAAGAUAUCAAUAUCAGCAUGUCUCCGUCCAUUCAAGAAUGA